ACGGUGUACCAUAGCACUGUGCUGUGUGGCUCCACUCCGCUGCAGCUGCCGCCGUCUUCUCCACUCCACACUGUCGCACAGCCAUGGCGGACAGUGCGAGCGAGAGCGACACUGACGGAGCUGGGAGUAGCUCGGCCACCCCGAUGUCGUCCUCCGCUUCAAAUUCGGGAAAACCGAGCAUAGUCAUUUCACAGUUUCGUCUGGAGGAGCUGACGAACCGGCUGGCUUCUUUGCAACAAGAGAAUAAAGUUCUAAAAAUUGAGCUAGAAACGUUCAAACUCAAGUGCAAAGCCCUACAGGAGGAGAAUCGGGACCUUCGCAAAGCUAGCGUCACCAUUCAAGCUAGAGCGGAGCAGGAGGAAGAGUUUAUCAGCAACACCUUGUUCAAGAAGAUCCAAGCCCUGCAGAAGGAAAAGGAGACUUUGGCAGUCAACUAUGAGAAGGAGGAGGAAUUUCUCACCAAUGAACUGUCAAGGAAGCUCAUGCAACUCCAACAUGAGAAGGCCGAGCUGGAGCAGCACUUGGAGCAGGAGCAGGAGUUCCAGGUUAACAAGCUCAUGAAGAAGAUCAAGAAGAUGGAAAACGACACCAUCUCAAAGCAACUCACCCUGGAACAGUUGAGGCGCGAGAAAAUUGACCUUGAGAACACAUUAGAGCAGGAGCAGGAAGCUUUGGUCAACAGACUGUGGAAACGAAUGGAUAAACUGGAGGCUGAGAAAAGAAUCCUGCAGGAGAAGUUGGACCAGCCGGUGUCAGCUCCUCCCUCCCCCAGAGAUGUUUCCAUGGAGAUCGACUCGCCGGAGAACAUGAUGCGGCAUAUCCGCUUCCUGAAGAAUGAAGUAGAGAGGUUGAAGAAGAGCUUGCGCACCACCGAGCUGCAGCACACAGAGAAACGUGCCCAGUACAUAGAGGAGGAGCGGCACAUGAGGGAGGAGAACAUCCGGCUUCAGAGGAAGCUUCAGAGAGAGAUGGAGCGCAGGGAGGCCUUGUGCAGACAACUGUCAGAGAGUGAAUCCAGUCUGGAGAUGGAUGAUGAGAGGUACUUCAAUGAGAUGUCUGCACAGAGUUUGAGAGCAAGGACUGUGUCCAGCCCUAUCCCCUACACCCCCUCCCCCAGCUCCAGCCGACCCAUAUCACCUGGUCUGUCGUAUGGCAGCCACACAGUUGGCUUCACCCCUCCAGCCACACUGUCCAGAGCCGCCAUCUCCCACUACAAUGCCCCCGCCCUGCAUGUCCACGGAAGCUCCUCCCACGCUGUAGCGAGGCCCUCCCCAAGAAGAAGCACCAGCCCUGACAAAUUCAAACGUCCGACACCCCCGCCCUCCCCCAACACGCACUCAGGGGCCCAGCAGCCUCAGCCUCCGCUCCCCCCACCAGCCCAGCCCAUGGUCCAGUCCAUGUCCUCCCCGGCAGCUAUGUCGCAGCAUGCAGCAGCAGCAGCGCAGCAGCCUCCCUCCCAGCCUUAACGCCACACGUGGUCUCUUGUGUUUGCGUGUGAGUGCGCCCACUGUAUGCCACGACGCUACCGCAACAGCAGCUUCCAUCAUUACCAGCCCUGGAAGUAAAGUCUCUUAUCUCUACCAACUUCACAAAAGAAACAGCUUCAACAGUUUUUUGGGGGGAAAAGAAACGGAGUCGGCGGAGCACCCUCAAAGAAGCUUUGCCACCCGCCAAACCCACGUGUGGCAUUACUUAACUACUCUUAAAAGGAAUGGACGGACUUAAAAAUAAUUGCUUCUGGGAUUUGUAGGCCGAUUAUCUGUUCACCUUCUGUCUUGUACAUGUAUGUUUUUUUUGUUUGUUUUUUUAUCUUUUGAUUUUCGCUUGAGACUUUUGCCGAUUGGAAUUGUUGUUGUGGCGCAUAUGAGAUAGCAUAUAUAGCACAUAUGUCUCAUGGUGGUGUUUUUUUGAUUGGUUGGCUGUUUGAAUUGAUUGAUCGAUGGAUGGAUGUAUGGUAAGAGAAAUAGGUGGAUUGAUGGAUGGAUGUGGCCGGUUCUUUCCAUGCCUAUAAUACCACACUCGAUUGCAGUAAUGUGCUCCACUCCAGCUCACCCCACUCCCUUUGUCUAUAAAGCAGUGUAAACAAUUGCCCCCCCAAGUUGAACACAGCUUUGAUUAAGUCAACAAGAGAUACCAUAGAAAACCGCUCAACUUAAAUAGGAGUAACUCCAUUAUAGGGCAUUGAUCAAACAGAGCUAGCGCCAAUAUGUUAUUUUGAUUCCUGAAAGCAUUCAGAGGCCACGCUGCUCUUAAAUAAAAAUGAAAAAAGAAAAAAAAGGAGGAUGGGCACUGGUACAUAAGACACAGAUAAAUGUCGCCUUUUGAGGUGUUUAAAAUGUAGUCUGAGGUGUUACAACUUAGUCAUGUACUCAUGUCUCUUCUCUGCUCUUCUCUAUCUCUGGUGUAUUUCUGAAAGCUUCUAUCAUCCCUAUGGAUAUUCCUCAUCGGAAAAAGGAAAAAAAAAAAAAACUUAAUGCUCUUUACACUAAAUAUACAUACUGCUAAAACAUUCUAAAUGAAUGGUACUGUUGAACUAAAUUUCUAUGUAUGAUUAAAGCUCUUGAGAAGAUGA
Molecule: messenger RNA, 2572 nt
Organism: Myripristis murdjan (pinecone soldierfish)
Lineage: Eukaryota; Metazoa; Chordata; Actinopteri; Holocentriformes; Holocentridae
Product: coiled-coil domain-containing protein 6
Exons: 9
Coding region: 84-1466 (460 amino acids)
Source: RefSeq, a predicted model, not a curated record